AAUUGCGCAUUUGAGUAUAUCCAAAAAUGACGAAACUGAAAACAUUAGUUGUUUCAUUCCUUUGCGUUGCAAUUGUUUGCGGCAUUCCACAAUCCGGCACGUCGGGUAGAAAUAUAAAUGGCAUCUUCGAUCCAGUUAUUGAACUACUAGAUACGCUUCGAGAUAUCGUCGACAAAUCCGUAAAUGAUGCUUUAUUGGAUAUCCAAAAUUUAAUACAAACAAUUUUGGAUACAACUAAACAAACCGUGGACUCAAUCACAAAAUCUCUUACGGAUACGAGUGCAAGUUUGAUUCAGCAGAUCAAUGAUAUGGUUACCUCAGCCACCGGAUUAGGAAUAGACAUCACCCCUUGCGUAGGUGACAGCGUACAGCAAAUAUCCGAUCUGGAGGCGGAUGUAUCCUAUACCGUAACCAAUUGCAUCGAUAACGCGGCCAAUAGAACUUUAUCGGUUCUUAGAAAAACGAUCGAUGAAAUCAACGGCACGGUGGGAGAAGUGGAAGAUCUAUUUUCCUCAUUCGACAAUUGUCAAGGUCAAUCCAUUCUAGUUCAACCGGUGUGUAUAGCGUCACUUACUGUCGAGGUGACUCAAGCAAUCGCGUCCAUACCCAUCGAAAUUGGAAAAUACGUCGCUAACGUAUCUACGACGGCUGCUCAGCUAACCGUAGAAAUAGCUGGUUGUCAAGCUAACGUUAUUGAAGAUUUUUACAAAAAUGGAGCCGAAACGGUAUCAAAAGUGACAACUUGUGCAAAAGCCAUAAUAAAUCCACCUGGGAACUUUUAUUUGUAGACUUGAAUUUACAUCUAAUACUAGCUUUAGCUUUGAUGUAUUGUACGUAUAACAUGUAGGUACGUUGUAGUUCUAUAAUCCAAAAUAUUUAACGUAUACCAUGGACUCUGAACUAUUCCUCGAUAAAUACAAUUGUGAUUUCCUAUUUGGCGAUGUUUCGGAUUUACUUUUCUACUACGGACCAAAUAAACAUAGACUGGCGUAUAAUUGUUAUUAAGUUUCUCAUUUUACAUGCAUGCAUUUUGCAUGCCAGUUUUACAUAAGUUUCCUAGGAACUUGAUGAGUAUAGCAAGAAAUUAUGCUUCCAAAAUUAAUGUGGAAUGGAUUUUUUUCAAUGUGGCGCAAAUCAUACUGAAAGAGAAAGUAAUUUCGGAGAUCUAUACAUUAAGGAAGCGGUGUCUUAAAUGAGAAAGUUUUUUAACUAACCUGUAGUUGAAUAUUAAUUUUGUAUAUUCGUUUCUGGUCAAAAUUCGUGUCUUAAUAAAUUUAGUAUGAAGAAUUUUGGAGAGUUGGAGAAAAAGGGAGCGGAAUACAUGUUUCACUAUUAUAAAAUUAAC
This is a messenger RNA of Cylas formicarius (sweet potato weevil), 1345 nucleotides long. RefSeq lists its product as uncharacterized. The record is from RefSeq and is a predicted model, not a curated record. Lineage: Eukaryota; Metazoa; Arthropoda; Insecta; Coleoptera; Brentidae. The transcript has 3 exons. The coding region runs from base 27 to 788 and encodes 253 amino acids.